Molecule: messenger RNA, 3511 nt
Organism: Hevea brasiliensis (rubber tree)
Lineage: Eukaryota; Viridiplantae; Streptophyta; Magnoliopsida; Malpighiales; Euphorbiaceae
Exons: 20
Coding region: 472-3381 (969 amino acids)
Cellular component (GO): endoplasmic reticulum; Golgi apparatus
Source: RefSeq, a predicted model, not a curated record
AAGGCCUCUUGAAUUUUAUUAAGCUUUUCGCACUCCUUCAUUCCUUUCACCGAAUUCACGAAUUCUGUGGAAUUUAUACUUUGCUUACGCCUUAAUUUCAUCCUAACUAUUCUUUCCCAUCCCUUUCUCCCAUUUCACGCCUCUCUCUCUUUUUUAAAUUGUAUUCUUUUUCUUCUUGCCUUGCAUUACAUCUUCUCAUUUCACAGAACUAGCAUCAUCCGUCAGUACCAAAUUGACAUACCUAUAGUUACCGCGAGCGACUUCUGGUGGAUUACGUGUCCAGUCGUCCACGGCCAAGAGGGAAAAUUGCUUGUCAAUUUCAGCUUGGAUUUCUACGACUAGGAGGAGGAGAGCAGGUGGCCAGACAAACACCAGUCCAAUUGAAUAUUCUUCACCCAUUUCCAGAAACUACGCUUGUAUCCGAUCGUUUUGAGCGUUCACAGUAGUCUUGUUUCGACCUGCCUUGAGGCAAUGUUCAAUUUGCUAGAGGUUCGAUUGAUUUCUGCUACUAUACUCGCCUUCAUAAUAGUAAAAAUCUGUAGACGUGGUUGUUCUUGGUUCCAGUUUGUACCUAGGAUGGGAUGCGGAAACAUUUAUGGAAGGCGGGUGAGAGUGUUUGCUGUGGCUUCAAUGAUCUACCUGGAUUAUAAGGCUGUAGAGCAAAUAAAUAAAUGGACCAUCGACUCCAAAAGAGCUGCACUGUGGGAUAAGACUCAUGAACGCAAUGCUAAGCGUCUUCUCAACUUGAUCAUAGAAUUGGAAGGUUUGUGGGUAAAACUUGGACAGUACUUAUCCACACGUGCUGAUGUUUUUCCUUUUGCAUAUAUAUCAAUUCUCAAGCAGUUACAGGACUCUCUUCCUCCUCGUCCCGUGCAAGAGGUUUGUCAUACUAUAGAGAAAGAAUUGGGGAAAUCCGUGGAUGAUCUUUUCUCAUAUUUUAAUCGAACUCCUUUGGCAACAGCAUCAAUUGCACAAGUCCAUCGUGCAACGCUUAUUAAUGGGGAGGAGGUGGUCGUUAAAGUUCAACAUGAGGGCAUUAAGUCAGUGAUAUUGGAGGACUUAAAGAAUGCCAAGUCAAUUGUUGACUGGAUAGCGUGGGCAGAACCACAGUAUGACUUUAAUCCCAUCAUGGAUGAAUGGUGCAAAGAAGUUCCGAAAGAACUUGACUUCAAUAUUGAAGCCGAGAAUACGAGAACCGUUGCCAGUAAUCUUGGCUGUAGAAAGAACAAUGACGAUAACAAGCUUGCAAAAUCAGUGGAUGUUCUGAUUCCAGAGGUUAUUCAGUCAACUGAAAAGGUCCUAAUUUUAGAGUAUAUGGAUGGGAUUCGUUUGAAUGACAAUGAAUCUCUUGAAGCUUACGGUGUUGACAAGCAAACAGUUGUUGAAGAAAUAACUCGUGCCUAUGCCCAUCAAAUAUAUAUUGAUGGAUUUUUUAAUGGUGACCCACAUCCCGGAAAUUUCCUGGUGAGCAAGGAACCACCACAUCGUCCAGUUCUACUCGACUUUGGGCUUACGAAGAAAAUAUCAACUUCUAUUAAACAAGCACUAGCCAAAAUGUUUCUUGCAUCUGUGGAGGGGGACCAUGUGGCCCUUUUGUCUGCCCUUGCAGAAAUGGGGCUCAGGCUGCGCCUGGAUAUUCCAGAUCAGGCUAUGGAAGUAACCAAUGCAUUUUUUAGUACUUCAACUCUAGCAAAUGAAGCUUUUGAAACCAUGCAAUCCUUGGGCGAGCAAAGAUCAAAGCAAAUGAAGGUGAUACAGGAAAAGAUGAAGCUCAAAGAAAAAGAAGUUAAACGCUUUGACCCUAUAGAUGCAUUUCCUGGAGAUAUUGUAAUAUUUACGCGGGUCCUCAAUCUUCUGAGAGGGCUUUCAUCCACAAUGAAUGUUCGGAUAGUAUAUAAAGAAGUCAUGAGACCAUUUGCAGAAUCUGCUCUACAAGGAAACCUCAAGGGACCAGCAGUUAAUGCACAAUGGAUCUACGAUACACCAUCUCAUUCUGAUGUGGAGACAAAGUUGAGGAAGCUCUUAGUUGAGCUGGGAAAUGAAGAAAAAAUACUUGGAAUCCAGGUAUGUGCCUACAAAGAUGGCAAGGUUAUUAUUGAUACUGCCGCGGGAGUACUGGGUAGAUAUGAUCCUCGCCCAGUUCAGCCUGAUAGCCUUUUUCCAGUGUUUUCUGUAACAAAGGGAAUCACGGCAGGAAUGCUACAUUGGCUUAUCGACAAUGGAAAAGUCAAGCUUGACCAAAACAUUGCCAAUGUGUGGCCAGAAAUUGGAACAAAAGGCAAAGAUGAGAUAAAGGUCUGUCAUGUUCUAAACCAUACAUCUGGUUUGCACAAUGCCUUGGCCAUUCUUAGAGGAGAAAAUCCUUUGCUAAUGUGUGACUGGGAAGAAUGUAUGAAUCAAAUUUGUAUGUCAGUACCUGAGACAACACCUGGCCAGGAGCAGCUGUAUCAUUAUUUGUCUUUUGGUUGGCUAUGCGGUGGAAUAAUGGAGCAUGUGUCUGGCAAGAAAUUUCAGGAGAUUCUUGAAGAAGCAAUCAUUCAGCCCCUCAAAAUUGAAGGCGAGCUGUAUGUUGGAAUUCCUCCUGGUGUGGAAUCUCGACUUGCAAGUCUAACAGUAGAUACGGAUAAUUUCAGCGAUCUUUUAGAGAAGGACCUAUCAUUUUUCUUCCAGCUAAGCGACAUUGCUCAACAAUUAUCUGCCUUGCCGGCUUUAUUCAACACGCUGAAUGUUCGUCGCGCAAUCAUACCUGCUGCUAAUGGACAUUGCUCAGCCCGCGCUCUUGCACGCUAUUAUGCAGCCCUUGUUGAUGGAGGCACAAUCCCACUACCACAUUCCUCUUUCUCCAAGCCACCACUUGGUAGCCACCCCCACAUUCCCAAGUUUCCUUCUGAGAAGACCCCUAAAAGGCAAAAGGGUAAAAGUAGUAGUAGCACUAGGCUUGCUGUUGACACCGAUAGCAGCAGCAGUAAUGCCAGUGCAGCUGACAACUUUGCAAGCGAUGAUGGUUCUAAAAAAAAUAAUGUUGGGAGGAUUUUUACUAACCCUAAAAUUCAUGAUGCAUUCUUGGGCGUGGGGGACUAUGAGAAUAUGGCCAUACCAAAUGGAAAAUUUGGACUCGGAUUUAGGAGGGCUAUUUUAAAUGAUGGAUCCUUUAGUGGGUUUGGGCACUCGGGCAUGGGAGGAUCCACGGGCUUUUGUGAUAUCAAAAACAGGUUUGCCAUUGCAGUGACACUAAACAAAAUGUCGUUUGGGGGUUUAACAAGAGAAAUCAUUCAGCUUGUUUGUUCAGAGCUAAAUAUACCAUUGCCGGAGGAUUUCUCAAGUUCUGGCGAUAGAGGACCUGAUGUACUGUUAAAUAUAGGGGGAUCGCUGAUUAAUUGAUGCAUAAGAAAAAUCUCUCUUUGUUACUUGUAUAAUACAACUCAAAGAUGUUAUAAUGACCACAGUUGAUUUGAAAAUAAUGUGGACAUCUGUUGUGGUUCUAAUUAAUGAUGGUAUGCAGUUAUAUAAA